AAAUCUGCUUGACAUAGGCCAUUAUCUUAAAGGGGUAAAAUCACAUGAUCUGAUCAACUGAGGAUGUAGGUGAUUUUACCAGAGGUGUCCAGCGUCAUGAGGAGAUGAUUUAGGCAUCAAAAAACAAAAAAGACAAAAAUUGACGUAGGCGAUUAUUUUACCAGUGUGACGAUAUGGAAAUGUUGUUGACUUGAACUACUGGAAAUGGGCUUUUACAUCAUAUUGUAAUGGAUUGAGAUGCAGCUGUAGUAGUUGUACCUGGUACCUUUCUUCACCGUGAACCCGCUGCCCCGCGGUCUCGGGGAGGGAGGGGCGGGCUUACCGAGCACACCUGACGGCCAGACCCCGCCCUCCGACCCGGUCUGCUCAGAUCAUGUUGUUUGUCUCCGGUAGUCCUGGCACGGCACGGCAUCCUGUUUGUGUUUCCACACACUGAGGACAAACACGAACCCUGUAGAGCAUCACAGUCUGGGGAUGGCGGACAGCUGAACCCUGCUACCGAACCGCGCUACAUUUACAGGUACCAUGAUGGAGGUGGCCGGUCCAUGGACUGAAGUGUUUGAGGCCUCGGAGCUGACGGAGCCGUCUGAGACUCUGCUGGGCAGCUCCACUCUGACUCUGGCUCCUCUGGUGGCCGAGUCGCCGUCCGUCCGCCGCUCACAGCCAAUCACCAUCACCCUGAACAGGUCGAGGGGCGUGGCCUCCUUCUCCUCCUCCGUCCCGUCCAUCCCCAACCCGUUCCCGGAGCUCUGCACCCCCUCCAAGUCUCCGGUCCUCAUCAGCUCUCUCCCAACCCCGACCACCAACAAACACCUGAUCAAGGUGUAUGGAGAGGACAGCCACAGCCGCUCCGUGUGGGUUUCCCGGGCAGCGACAGCCAGAGACGUGUGCCACCUGUUGGUGCAGACAGCUCACUGCAGCGACCAGGAGAACUGGGCUCUGCUGGAGCUGCACCCCACGCUGGGCCUGGAGAGAUGUCUGGAGGACCACGAGGUCGUGCUGGAUGUUCAGGCCACCUGGUCUCUCAAAGGAGACACGAGACUCGUCUUCUGCAAAAACUACGCCAAGUACGAGUUCUUCAGGAAGCCGGUGCUCUUCUUCCCAGAGUCCAUGAUUUCUGACAGCGCUGAUGUCAGCAAAGGGAUGACAUCAUCAGAGCUCAUUCAGAACCUGCUGCAGUCGGGGGCGUGUCCAGAGAUCCAGGGCUUCCUGCAGGUCAAAGAGUCGAGCCGUAAAGCCUGGAAGAAGGUCUACUUCUUCCUGCGCCGCUCCGGACUCUACUGCUCCACCAAAGGCUCGUCCAAGGAGCCUCGACACCUGCAGUACGUGGCCGAUCUGGACGAUCUGAACGUUUACACGGUGGUGAACAGCCGCAAACUGUACGGAGCGCCUACAGACUUCACCUUCUGCAUCAAGCCCUCCAGGAACCCGGUCCGAGCUCAGGACCUGAAGAUCCUGUGUGCUGAGAGCGAACAGACACGGACCUGUUGGACGUCAGCCUUCAGACUCUUUAAGUACGGGAAGCAGCUCCAGUGUAACUACCAGCUAUCCAAGUCGGCGCCUCGCAGCCUGGAAGGAAACAAACUCUCAGAUGGAAAAUCGAGGUCUGAGGCGAGUCUGGUGGCCAUGGACUUCACCGGGAACGCCGGAGGACGAGUCAUCCAGAACCCAACGGAGGCCCAGAGCGCCGAGAGGGAGGAGGGGCAGGCCUGGAGGCGGAGAGAAGCCCUGCGCUGCAGUCUGCCCAACCUGAACUCUGGAGCCAGACCCUCCUCCGUCCACCAGUCCCAGCCCUGGUUCCAUGGAGGCGUGUCCAGGAAGGAGGCGCAGAGGCUGAUCGAGAAGCAGGGCCUGGUGGACGGGAUGUUUCUGAUCCGUGAGAGCCAGCAGCACGCUCAGUGCUUCGUCCUGUCGCUGUGCUACAAGCUGAAGACCAAACACUACCUGGUGAUCCCUUGUGAGGAGGGCGGCAGGAAGUACUUCACCAUGGACGACGGUCUGACUCUGUUCAUCGACCUGCUGCAGCUGGUCGAGUUCCACCAGAUCAACAAGGGGAUCCUCCCCGUCUGCCUCAAACACCCCUGUGUGUGUGUGGCUCUAUGAGUCCUGCACAGCUCACACACCUCUGACAGUCACAGCUGAACUUAAGAGAGAGGGGCAUCAGACUGUUUUAUAUCUGUUAAAGGGGAACUCGGAUCAAACUGUUUUAGAGACUGUUCACCUGAAAUUUGACAAAGUUUGUGACCAGAACGACAUGAUUUUCUUCCUUGGAAACAGACAAAGCACAUGUGUCAAUCAGUGCGUCACAUGUCUACUGGCUCUGAUUGGUUGACGUUUUAUUUAAAUGCAUUUUGUGCCCCCCCUUUGAAAUUGAAAAGAGAAGUUACAGACUUCAUGCACAUUUACAAGUUAGUCUGGCUAAGUUGCAAGAAUAAAAUGCAACAUUGCGACAGAUGGCAUUGGCGUUUCUGACAUUAAACAUAUUUGGCGUCCUUCAGCAUGAAGCUUUCUGCUAACUCCAAUCUAAAGCCGUCUGAGCCUCCGUUAGAUGGCGACAGUAAGAGCUCUCUGCACUCUUUGUUGGAAAAAGAAACUAAAGUUACGUAACAAACGUGCUUAUUCGAAUCCAAACCACCAUCUUUUCCUAAACCUGACCAAGUAGUUUUUGUUUGAAAUUCACAACUUAAACAGGACAAAUCAUCCGUGUACGUAACAAACGUGCUUAUUUGAACCCAAACCACAAACUUUUCCUGAACCUGACCAGGUAGUUUUUGUUUAGAAUUCACAACUUUAACCACGUGUUUAAAACUGCAACCCAGUGCAUCAAAAAGUGACGCCAAGGGGUCCUGACAGAGCGUUCUGAAACAUCAAGAUCCAUCUGUGAUUUGUGAUUUGCAGAAGCAUAGAAUGACAACAUUUUAUUCUUGUGACCUGGUUAUGGUCAACCAGCAGUUCCUCCUGAGUUCUAACAGGGAAAAUUUCUUGUUUUGUCAAUGGAUUCUGGUGGAGAAGAUGUUGUUGAAGUCUGUGUGAUGGCAGAUUAAAGCAGUGAAUAAUGUUCAUGACUGUAGUAAUAAACUGAGUGUGGCUAAGUAAACCAGACAGCCCUACUUAAAGACCCAACACUGGCCCUUUAACCAGCUGAUGGAGAGUUAGUGUGUGUGUGAUAAUGCUAUCAGAGCUGUUAGACUCCUGGGACGUGUUGCAGCAUAUUGUGCGCCCCUCCUCUCUUUAGUAUUUUUAAUUAUUCCGACUACAGACACUGGCUGGGUUUUUAUUUUUAAUUAACGAGCUGCCGUCCCCGUGGCGACGGCUUAAUUACCCGUGUUGGACAGGCUUUUAGUGCACUUUGAUUCAGAUCCUCAGAGCCGCUGGAGGUCGAGGAGGUGCAGAGUGAGGAGGAGGAGCAGGAGAAACGAGGAGCACUGAGCCAGUGUGGCCACCGGGGGGCGCUGUGAGCCAGCGCACCAGAGGGAGUUAGUCAUUUUUUUUCUCAGCUGUAAUAUAAGAAAUGUCUUUUUGAACAUUGUGAUAUUAUAAUGAUGAGAAGGCCCCAGGUCGCAUCAUGUAGCAUUUAAAUCUUCUGACUGUGGAGGUUUAACUUCUUGUGUGUGCCUUCAAAGGAAUCUCACACAUUAAUUAGAACCAACUGAACUUUCAUCACUAUGUUUGCACAGUAAAGGUGACGGGAAGCUGCAUUUUCUCCUCAUGCAAAUGCAUAAUAUAAACAAGUUUUAUGAGAGAACAUGAAAGGUUUUUAUCUUGGCACUCAAAACAGUGGACGGACAGAUUUGGCAUGUAAAUAAAAUUUGGCAUUAAGAAUUAAGAAAAAAGGAAACAUUGGCACUAAAAAAGGUUCCACUAAAAAUAAAACCCAGACAUAAAGAAUAUAUAUAUAUAUAUAAAAUUUAUUUUUGCUAUUAUUUAUUUUCUUUCACAACAAUCUUCUAAUUUUUUUCCCACUAAAAAUAAAACCCAGACAUAUAAUUCACACUUUACAGACAUUUUCCCCCUAUUUUUUCAUUUUUUUACUCUUUUAAAAAAAUGUAUUUAUUUGAACUUUUGUCACUGUUUAAGCCUGGAGUUGAGGAGGCCAGGAGAGAUUACUUUCCAUAUAAUCUGCAUAUUAAGCUCUGAAACACUCAGCAUCUUAAAAAUAAAUAAAAAAAUAUAUUGAGGAAGAAAAUAAAUCAGAACAAAAUCACUAGAAAUCACAUCAGGAUGUAAAAAUAAAUAAUUAAAAUAGUAUAUAAUCAUUUUUAAUUCCUGUUUGGUUGUUUCAGUGAAACUUCUGUUGAGUGCCAUUAUUUACUUUUUUAAUGCCAAAUUAUAAUUAUAAAUGAUAUAUUUUUUUAAACUUACUGUCACUGUUGUAGCUGUGCAACUUCUAAGGAAGAUCUGAAGAUUUGGUUGAAGCUUGUAAGAAGACCUUUAGUUUAGACUUUUUUUUUGUAAAACUUUAGUUUACAGGACUGUAAUUUAAUAAUAAAUCCUAAUAAUUCACUGGAAGUCUACUGCUGGAUAAGUAUAGCUGAAAAAAUAGAUAUUUAAACUUUAAUCUUUAAAGUUUUAUUGUCAAAAAUUCAUCUGACAUCAAAUGUAUAUAUAAAAAAGUUCCCAAUUAUAAAUAAAUGUUCCUGUAAUAAACUAAAUUACAUAUUUUAUUCCAUGAAACUUCUUGAGUUUCAGAUAUGUUUGUUUUGUUCUUGGUGGCUGUAAAAUUGUUUUCUUUGACUUUAAAUAUUUGCACUUAAUGUUUGUGUUUUAUUAUGAAGAUCCAUUUCUGAAAAUGUCAACAUACAUUAUAUUAUAUAUUAAUUAUUGUCAUUGUUCAUUCAGUCAGCGUUUACUGUUGUUUUUUUUUAAUUAUAUAGGGUUUUAUAUACUUGGAAUAUUUUGUGCCAUUUUCAGAUGUUUUAUAUGCUGAAUAAAUAAUUUCAU
Messenger RNA from Centropristis striata (black sea bass), 4941 nucleotides. It is a transcript of the gene grb7, whose product is annotated as growth factor receptor bound protein 7. Lineage: Eukaryota; Metazoa; Chordata; Actinopteri; Perciformes; Serranidae. The coding region runs from base 526 to 2103 and encodes 525 amino acids. The transcript has 15 exons. Gene Ontology annotation, biological process: signal transduction. The record is from RefSeq and is a predicted model, not a curated record.